AAUAAAAGCCCAGAGCUUGUCUUUAGAGCACAGAGUUCAAGAUUUACGAAUGUACUGUGCUUCGUUGCUAUCUAUUAGUGAUACAUAUGUAUGUAGCUCUCAAGUUAGAAUAUAGCUCAGUAGGUGUUUCAGUAGUGCAUAUAAGUGCAGUAUCUACAUACAUACAUAUGUAGUUGUUGUUUGCCAUCCAAUAAACAAGAUGUUGCUGUUGAGAUGCUGGAGAAGAACAGCCAGUACUGCUAGUAUGAGGGUCCCUGGGUCAUCAGGUCUCCAUGGCGAUCACUCUGCCUCCUCUGAUACAGAUACACAGGAGCAGAUCCACCAACUCAACCACAAGCUGCAGAAAGUUCAGUCUGAGAACUCAGCUCUGACUAGAGACAAGAAGAGACUAGAAACGCAACUGGAAGAAGAGAGAAAGAGAGCGAAAAACCUGAAUUUCUCCUUGCAAAGAAGGAAGCUGAGAUCCAGGAUGGAAGCGAAAGGCUAA
Messenger RNA from Geodia barretti, 487 nucleotides. Lineage: Eukaryota; Metazoa; Porifera; Demospongiae; Tetractinellida; Geodiidae. The record is from the annotation of a GenBank genome assembly.